Molecule: messenger RNA, 7105 nt
Organism: Melanotaenia boesemani (Boeseman's rainbowfish)
Lineage: Eukaryota; Metazoa; Chordata; Actinopteri; Atheriniformes; Melanotaeniidae
Gene: nsd3
Product: nuclear receptor binding SET domain protein 3
Exons: 25
Coding region: 389-5221 (1610 amino acids)
Biological process (GO): regulation of DNA-templated transcription
Cellular component (GO): nucleus; chromatin
Molecular function (GO): histone H3K36 methyltransferase activity; protein binding
Source: RefSeq, a predicted model, not a curated record
GCAAACAGAGCGUUUUUGUGAAACCAGAGGAAGAGGGAGCUAGAGGUUAUUAUUAAGACGACAGGAAGAGGCGAGAAUUGAACGUGUCUGUCUUCGACAGGGUUCUGACUAAAUGCUGGGGUCCUUACAUUGAGGAAGAGUCAGGCUUUGGGAUUGGGUAGCGACCAGAUAGCGUAACACCCCCUCCUCCUCCUCUGUUGAGAAUUGCGUUAAAACGAAAAGGAAAGGCUAGAGCUUUGUCAACAUUACAAGAUUAUUUUUUAUUUUGAUUUUUUUACUCCCUACAGAUUAAACGAGGACUUUUUGCUGGCUGAUGUAGGUGUUUAGAAUGGGACACGCUGAAGGUCCAGUCAAAGAAAAAGACAGUUAAGGAUGCAGGAGCCCAACAAUGGAUUUCUCCUUCUCUUUCAUGCAAGGGAUCAUGGGAAAUACAAUUCAGCAACCCCCUCAGCUCAUUGACUCAGCCAACAUCAGACAGGAAGGCACCUGCGACACCGGCAGUGACCCGGGUGAGGAUGGUGGUCCCUCCUACGAUGCUGCCCUGGAUGCAGAGUUUCCUUACCCAGCGCCAACCUCCGAGGACAUGCCACAGGUCCCAAAUGGCUACCCGCCGGGUCUGGGUAUGUACGAGCCGCAGGCCAAGUUUUCCAUGUACUCGCAGUUCCCCAAUGGCUCAGCUAACGGUUAUGGGGCCAUACGUAGCUAUGGAGAGCACGGCCUCCUUCCGGUGGAGGGGACGGUCCUGAGAGGUCCAGGUCUCCAAGAGAGACCUCUGUCUCCUGUGUCUCCCCCUCUGCCCACCCAUCAUUCUCACCUCCACCACCAUCACCUCCAUCACCAACACCAUACUCACCCCUUCCACUCAAACCCACCGCACAUACAGAGCCACACGCAGCCACAGAGUCCUCCAGCACCGCCGCUACCCUCUCAGCACCACCUGUCCCAGACGCCUCACAUCAUGACCCACAAUCUCCCACCUCCUCCUCCAUUACACUUACCUUCCUCGAGUCCUCCUCCCUCUCUUGUGGACAGUACCCCUUCAUCCCAACCUGCCCACACCCCGUCCAACACUCCUGGUGGGGUGCUGAAGAAAACCAGCUCCCCAGAGAUCAAGCUAAAGAUCAUCAAAACGUAUCAGAAUGGAAAAGAGCUGUUUGAAUCUGCGCUGUGCGGAGAUCUGCUGCAGGAGCUGCAGGAGUCUCAAAAAGAUGAAGCCACUCAGAUGCAGCGCAGACAUGAAAGGAAAAAGGAGAAGAGGAAAAAGAGCGCAAAGCUGCAGAUUCAGGUUCGAGAACAGAACCUGGAUUCAAGCCAGACACAGGCAAGUACGACGGGCCAGACAGAGGACACCCACAUCCACCCCCAGCCAAGAGAAACGCCGCCAGCCCAGUCAGAGAAGCCUCAGAAGACCGUCAUCAAAACUGAACCAAAGACGCCAAAGGUUCCAAAAGUUCAUCAUCCAUCAGUAAUCCAAGAAACAGGCUUCUGUAAAGAGUUUGUAAUUGGAGAUUUGGUGUGGUCUAAGGUGGGCACCUACCCCUGGUGGCCCUGCAUGGUCUCCUCUGACCCCCAGAUGAAGCCGUUUCAGUACCUAAAUGUGAAAAGUUGUCCCUCUCUCUGCGGCUGCACAGGUCACAGGGAAUAUCACGUCCAGUUCUUCGGCAGUGUUGCUGAGCGAGCAUGGAUCCACGAGAAGAGGAUAUUCGUGUACCAGGGGAAGCAACAGUUUGACGAUCUUCAGGCAGAGACGCUGCGCAAAACCACAAACCAGGUUGAGAGGCACAAACUUCUGAAGCCUAUCCCUCAGCGGGAGCGUGCUCAGUGGGAAGUGGGUGUGGGCCAUGCUGAAGACGCCUUCGUGAUGACACGCCAGGAGCGAAUUGACAACUACACUUUCAUUUAUGUUGACCCAGACCCUAACGAAGGUCCCCCAAGCAAGAAACCCAACAUCAGAACUGAGAAACGAAGCCGGCGGUCCAGUGGAUCAGUCAGUAAGAAGGAGGAUGUACCCGUGAAGUCACCAGACAAAGAGCAGCCGCAGCGAAGGCAGCUGCCACGGCGACAGUGCAGCGUUUCAAACACAGAUGACAAUACAAACUCCCAGACCUCAAGUGAAGAGAAGAACCAGAAGGGGGACCCGCGUAAGAUGGUCUCACCGAAACAGAACGCUGUCUGUGAUGAAAAAGGACAGCAGGAUUCGCCGCCUCCUGUCAGAGCCUGGAAAACAGCCGCUGCCAGAAAGCUUCUGCCUCUGUCCAUAACCAUGAAGAGGCUGAAUGUGGAGAUCACAAAGUGUGACUGGCCUCUCCUGCAGAGAAAAAACGCUCCGUCCCCGAAGAAGGAAAAAGAAGAGGAAAAGGAGGAGAGAGUGGAAAGAGAGGCAAGGCAGCCUGACCUAGGAUACUGCUCACCUGAGCAGGAUAGCAGAGCUAAACCAGAGCCCAGUCCUGAAGAAGAGGAGGAUGGGGACGAAGGGGAGGAAGAAGGGGAUGAGAGGAGAAGCUCCCCUGCUAGCCGGAGGAGUGACGAGGGAGGAAAUCAGCAGACCUCUUCCCCAGGAUCACAGCACAGUAGUCCACAAGGUUCUCAGGAGAGGAAGCUGCAGCGGCGGUCGGUCAGGAGCAAGUCUGAGUCAGAGAGAGGCAACGAUCCCGUUCCUAAGAAGAAAACCAAAAAGGAACAGGCUGAGAUGGCUCCAGAGACCACACUGAGGACAGGUUCGCAGAAAGGAGCCAGUGAGAUUUCAGAUGCGUGUAAGCCCUUAAAGAAACGAAGCAGAGCAUCAACAGAUGUGGAGAUGGCUUCAUCACAGUACAGAGACACCUCUGAUUCUGACUCCAGAGGCCUCAGUGACCCACAGGGUUUAUUUGGAAAGAGUCUGGACAGUCCAGCAGCAGCUGAUGCAGAUGCCUCAGAUACUCAGUCGGUGGACUCCGGCUUGUCCCGCCAGGACAGCAGCACCGGCAAGAGAGACACUGUGUGCCAGAUCUGUGAGGUGUACGGAGAGGGUUUAGUGGUGUGUGAGGGAGACUGCAGCAGACAGUUUCACCUGGAGUGUCUUGGUCUAUCUUCCCCACCUGAAGGCAGAUACACCUGCUUGGAAUGUAGAAAUGGCAGUCAUCCUUGUUUUAGCUGUAAAACUGUGGGUCGGGAGGUGACUCGCUGUUCUGUGUCUGGAUGUGGGUGUUACUACCACGAGGACUGUGUCCAGAAACUCCCAGGUACCACCAACAGUCCUGGUGGAGGCUUCUGCUGCCCCCAGCACAGCUGCUCAGCCUGCUGCCUGGAGAGAGACCUCCAACGAGCCAGUAAAGGUCGUCUGAUUCGUUGCAUCCGCUGUCCGUUGGCCUAUCACACCGGCGACAGCUGCAUGGCGGCAGGCAGCGUCAUCCUCACCCAUCACAUCAUGAUCUGCAGCAACCACGGCAGCGUCAAAAGAAACGGCCUCGUCACCUCCCCUGUCAACGUGGGAUGGUGCUUUCUGUGCGCCAGAGGGCUGUUAGUGCAAGACCUUACUGACACCAUAUUAAGUUCAUAUGCCUAUAAGUCCCACUACCUUCUGACUGAGUCAAAUCGUGCUGAGUUGAAAUUACCUAUGAUUCCCUCUCCUUCGUCAGCUACCAAAAAGAAUGUUGGGAAAGGAGGCAAGUUGCUGUGCUGCGACUCAUGCCCAGCUUCCUUCCACCCGGAGUGUCUGGAGAUGGAGAUGCCCGAGGGCGCGUGGUCCUGCAAUGAUUGCAGGGCAGGGAAGAAACCCCACUACAAACAAAUUGUCUGGGUCAAACUGGGCAACUACAGGUGGUGGCCAGCGGAGAUCUGCAACCCUCGCUCUGUGCCAUCAAACAUUCAGAGUCUUCGCCACGAUAUUGGGGACUUCCCUGUCUUUUUCUUUGGCUCCCACGACUACUACUGGAUCAACCAGGGCCGGGUCUUCCCCUACGUGGAGAAUGACAAGAACUUUGUCACGGGUCAGAUCAACAUCAACAAAACCUUCAAAAAAGCACUGGAAGAAGCAGCUCGGCGGUUUCAGGAGCUUAAGGCUCAAAGGGAGAGCAGGGAGGCUCUGGAACAGGAACGCAACUCUCGCAAACCUCCACCUUAUAAAUUCAUCAAGUCUAACAAGCCAGUGGGUAAAGUGCAGAUGCAUGUGGCCGACUUGUCAGAAAUCCCACGAUGUAACUGCAGACCAACAGAUGAACAUCCUUGCAGCCUCGAUUCCCAGUGUCUCAACCGCAUGCUGCAGUACGAGUGUCAUCCACAGGUGUGUCCUGCAGGAGACAACUGUCAGAACCAGUGUUUUUCCAAACGGCUGUACGCAGAAACUGAGGUGAUAAAGACAGAGGGGCGUGGCUGGGGCCUCAGGACAAACCAAGCACUCAGGAAGGGUGACUUUGUGACUGAGUAUGUGGGAGAAGUAAUAGACUCAGAGGAGUGCCAGCAACGAAUCAAACACGCCCAUGAAAAUCACUUGACCAACUUCUACAUGCUCACACUCACCAAGGAUCGUGUGAUAGAUGCAGGCCAAAAAGGAAACUCGGCUCGUUUUAUGAACCACAGCUGUAGCCCAAACUGUGAAACCCAGAGGUGGACGGUAAACGGAGACAUUCGCAUCGGACUCUUUGCUCUCUGUGAUAUUGAGGCUGGCACAGAGCUGACAUUCAAUUACAACUUACACUGUGUGGGCAACAGGAGAAUGUCCUGUCACUGUGGGUCUGACAACUGCUCCGGAUUCCUUGGGGUGCAGCCGACGAGUGCUGUGGUGCUGGAGAAAGAGGAGAAGGCCAGGAACGCCAAGCUGAAGCAGAAGAAGCGGAAGCUGAGGCCGGAGGGCAAACACACACACGAGUUGUUUUGUUUUUGCUGUGGAGAAGGAGGAGAACUGGUGAUGUGUGACAGGAAGGAAUGUCCAAAAGCAUAUCACCUGCUAUGUCUCAACCUCACCAAACCACCAUACGGACGCUGGGAAUGUCCGUGGCACGACUGCAGUGUAUGCGGGGCCCCAGCCUCAUCUCUCUGUGACUUUUGUCCCCGCGCGUUCUGCAGGGAUCAUGAGGCAGGGGCGCUCACAGCUUCCUCUAUGGACGGCCGCCCCUGUUGCUCCAGCCACAACCCGCUCAGUCCACUUGGCUCCAGCUCCAGUUUGACCCAGCACCGCCACUCUGCUCUGAGCCCCAUCAGAGUCAAAGAGGAGCUGGAGGCAGGCCAGCUGACCACAGAGUGAUGCCACAACUCCCACAAUACCUCAUUCCCCACUCUGGAGUGCGCUCUGACCUGCAGCAGUGCACUCUAGAGGGGAAUACAGUGCUUUCUGACCAAUGUGAUGGCUACUAUUCAGAGCCGCAACAUGCUGAUUAACACUUGAGUGCUGUUUGCGGUGAGAGCAGAGUGACUGAAGUGACAGAGGAGGUGACGAUGCAUAAUUGUGCCGUUUUCUCUUCUCUUGCCAUAAAACGCCACCACUCACACUCUGCAGCCUGCCUGCACCUAUCGAAGCUCCUAGACCACCACCGCAUUGUGUUUGUUUUCUUUAUAUUUGUUUUUAUUUGUUUUGUUUUUUUUCACAGCUGUGGAAUCCAUAAGUGUUGUCACAUCGUCAGUUUUGGCACUUUGAAGAACUCAGUGAAUGAGUGAGGGGUAGAGAGAGGACGAGGACAACAAGGAAAAGUCCUCUCCUUGUUUAUCUGCUGUAAACUGUGGUCAGCAUCUCACAUCAUGAUGGAGAGCAGCCAGCUUUUCUUCAUCGCCUGUGAAACGUUCUGUCAUCCUACUUAACUCCUCUUGUAGAAAAGGAACCAGGAAAUGACUGAUUUUGUGCAAUUCUUUUUUUUUUCAGGACCACACUACAUUCCAACCUUCCUUAAACAUGGUUUUAAUAUACUUAUGGGUAUAGAUGAAUAUAAUUAUAUACAGUAUCUAUGUUUGUUAAUGUUUACAGACAGAUUCUCUCCCGUCAUCCCGGUGAGUGGUGUAUUACGUUUGUUUGUUUAGGUGUUGAACAUUACACAGACUUCUUUGUGAAAAUAGUCCUAUUAAGGUGAAAAUAUAAUGGUAUAUAGUGUAAUGGUAUGACAUUACGAAGUACUUGUGAUUUCAUAUUACCAGUCUCACUCGCCAUUGUGUACAUAAUUUGCUCACAAUAUUGUAAGUACUUAAAGAUCAGGAGGGACAGAGCCUCGUCUCUCUUGUUGCUCCUGGAAGAAGGAAAAGCUUUUGUAAACUAGACGGAUUCUUGACGUUUUCUUAUUUGAGUUACACUCUCACAUGUCCUCCAAGUAGUUCCUGUUAUCUGUUUAGUAGAGGGAGGGGCCCAGCUUGUGAUCACUGGUGCUGUCUUAAAGUAUUGUUGAUAAGCCUUAAGUUUGAUUCUUUUUAGUUUGGCUGUAGACCAUUUCAGUAAUUUCAUGUCACUCGUGUACUGUGACGGUUAUGUUUGUUUUUUUGGAAGGUUUUUGUUUUGCCAAACUUCUCUGAAUAGCACUUUCACUCGGCUCUACACGAUUUAGCUAGGGCAAAUAUACAGAAAUGUAUAUUCAAAGAACAUAUGACAAGUGUUUGAAAACCGAUACCUCUUCUUGUAACAUUGGAAUUUAAACUGUCUUUUUUUUUGCCUUUCAGUCAGAAAUGUGGUAAAUGCUGGGUCUUUUUUUUUAUUUUUUUUUUAUUUUUUUGGCCAUGAGAAAAAAAAAAGGCCUAAUUUGUGUUUGUUUUUGUUUGGCAAGUAGAAAUGACUGCUGUCCCAGCACCGUACAACGUGGUCCUUGGUGCCCUCUAGGGGGCGAUUUGUCUGUUUCCACCUGCAGUAGAAAAUCCUCAAGGCUGGGCUUUAUGUAAAAAAUAAUGAUCUAACAACAGUCCAGUAUAAUGUACAAACACAAACUUCUGUACAGUGUUUUUAAUCGCUCAUCUGUCAAAUCUAAAUUUUUUGUAUUUAUUGCACCAUAUUUUAUACUGAUUUCUUUUUCAAACACCAGUGCAGUAAUUUGUUUCCCUCCUCACCAAGGUGCAAGCAAAAUAGACAAUUGAGAGAAGAGAAAAAAAAAAAAACAUGGGGAAUUUUACAUAAUAUGCCUGUAUUUAGUCCUUUUCUUACAUUUGGUGUAAUGAU